CAUUCCUUCCCUGUUCCUCUAUCCCGCUCUCUCUCCUUUCAGGUGGCCUUUUCCCGAUUUCUCUCUCAAUCUCUCCAUAAAAAUCAAAGCGUAAGGGUUUCUGUUAGAGACAGCGGCUGCUCUCACCGCCGCCUCCAGCUUCUACGGUCACUCGAUCCUGCUUGGCACCGGCAAUCAACAACAAGAGUCGAAUCCACAGCAACGUUUGGUUGGCGAUGGCUCAAACAGAGGGCAAAUGGAUUAAGCUAGAACAGUCGGGCACUGGACCUGGGGCAAGAAGCUCGCACGCAAUCACCAUUGUAGGACUAAAAGUCUAUGCCUUUGGUGGUGAGUUCACUCCACGUGUUCCCGUUGACAAUAAGCUAUAUGUGUUUGAUCUGAAUGAUCAAACGUGGUCUGUGGCUGAGGCCACCGGUGAUGUCCCUCCCCCUCGUGUAGGUGUCACAAUGGCAGCUAUUGGUGAAACCAUAUAUGUCUUCGGUGGGAGAGAUGCUGAACACCAGGAGCUGAGUGAGCUCUAUUCUUUUGACACAUCUACGAACAAGUGGGCUCUAUUGUCUAGCGGAGACAAUGGACCUCCCAACCGGAGCUACCACUCAAUGACAAGUGAUGAUCAGCACAUAUACGUCUUUGGUGGGUGUGGAGUGACUGGUCGUCUUAAUGAUCUCUGGGCUUACAAUGUUGUUAGUAAAAAAUGGAAGAAAUUCCCCCUGCCUGGGGACAGUUGUAGAGGCAGAGGGGGACCUGGCCUCACUGUUGUCCUAGGAAAAAUCUGGGUUGUUUAUGGAUUUGGCGGUUAUGAGCUUGAUGAUGUACACUGCUUUGACCCAGUUGAAGAAAAGUGGGGUCAAGUCCAAACCAACGGCGAAAAACCAACUGCUCGCAGCGUCUUCUCAACGACUGGGAUUGGAAAGUACAUAUUCAUCUAUGGUGGGGAAGUAGACCCUAGUGAUUUAGGUCACCUUGGUGCUGGAAAAUUUGCUGCUGAGGUUUAUGCCCUCGACACUGAAACGCUAGUUUGGAAGCGCUGGGAAGCGACUGGAGAUCAUCCAGGGCCACGAGGAUGGUGUGCUUUUGCAGGUGGACAGCGAGAUGGACAAGAAGGCCUGCUGGUAUAUGGUGGUAAUUCCCCUACCAAUGAUCGGCUUGGCGACAUUUUCUUUUUCACUCCAUCAUGCUUUGAGCUUUAGUGGCCAUUGGAAAAUGAUCUGUAUAUGAUCUGCUGCAUUGUGUGUACCCAAGUUGUCUUUUAAUAUGCCGUACUAAUAAGUAAUCUGAAAUCAUAUGACAAUCGU
This is a messenger RNA of Ipomoea nil (Japanese morning glory), 1295 nucleotides long. Its product is annotated as nitrile-specifier protein 5. Gene Ontology annotation, cellular component: cytosol; nucleus. Bases 216 to 1190 code for a protein of 324 amino acids. Gene Ontology annotation, biological process: nitrile biosynthetic process. Lineage: Eukaryota; Viridiplantae; Streptophyta; Magnoliopsida; Solanales; Convolvulaceae. Gene Ontology annotation, molecular function: enzyme regulator activity; protein binding. The transcript is spliced from 3 exons. The record is from RefSeq and is a predicted model, not a curated record.